Messenger RNA from Pygocentrus nattereri (red-bellied piranha), 1167 nucleotides. RefSeq names its product ADP-ribosyl cyclase/cyclic ADP-ribose hydrolase 1. Bases 193 to 1026 code for a protein of 277 amino acids. NCBI's taxonomy places the organism in Eukaryota, Metazoa, Chordata, Actinopteri, Characiformes, Serrasalmidae. Gene Ontology annotation, cellular component: plasma membrane. The transcript has 10 exons. Gene Ontology annotation, molecular function: NAD+ nucleosidase activity; phosphorus-oxygen lyase activity. The record is from RefSeq and is a predicted model, not a curated record. Gene Ontology annotation, biological process: positive regulation of B cell proliferation.
CAGGAUUGGGUUCAGCCUGUAAGAGCUGUGCUCAGACAUGAGGACGUCCACUCUGUGUGGCAGGACAGUCACUCAGAGGGGUCAGAAAGACGAGCUGGUCUCCAGUCUUCGGAAGACUUUCCCAGGUGAAGUAUGAAGGUGUGAUGCAGAAGUGUGUCAGUAGGGGGAGCUGGAGGGCAGGAAAGAGCCAGUAUGAUUUCAGGACUGCUGACCAUCCUGUUCCUCAUUGAUCAUGUUAGCGCUGGACCUGGAACCACCCCAAACCUAAAACACAUUGUGAUUGGACGGUGUUAUGACUACAUUACCCUGGUGAAGCCCAGCUCCAGGUAUAACUGUGAAGACAUAUGGCGUGAGUUCGAGGAGGCGGUGGUCCGGAGGAGCCCAUGCAGUGUGAGGGUGAAGGAUUACCAGAGAAUGUUCCGGGCGACGUCUCAGACUCUUCCCUGUGACAAAUUGCUGUUCUGGAGUAAGACCCGGGAGCUGAUGCACAGCUACGCAGCCGUCACAGGAAGAUUCUGGACCUUAGAGGACACACUGGUGGGAUUCAUGUUCAACGAUCUGGUCUGGUGUGGGCAGCAGGAGAGGGACAGAGGCUUUGAUUUUCAGUCCUGUCCUGACUGGUCAGCAUGUGUGACUCACCCUGUUUAUUCACUGUGGAACCGAGCAUCACUAAAUUUUGCUGCAGCAGCCUGUGGGAACAUUACAGUGCUCUUGAAUGGAUCGAUUGGGAAUGCAUUCAACAGGAAAAGCAUGUUUGGAAGUGUGGAGCUGGACAAUCUGAACCCCAGGAUGGUGAAUCAUGUCCAUAUUAAAGUCAUUCCAAACCUUGAAGGCCCCUUCGUGGAAUCCUGCUCAAAGGGUUCUAUUUUGGAACUCAUUAGUGUUCUAGAGUCCCGAGGGUUCCGCUGGUCGUGUACAGACAGAGAUGUAACCCUGAUGAUUCUUCAGUGUAUGAAAAACCCAAAACAGUCAAGCUGCCAAUCAUGUUCCAGCAGCCUCUUACACAGGAAGAGCCUCCAUCUGUAGAGAACCUUGGAGAACCUCAGAGAACCUCUUGGGCCAUUUACAAACCUUUUAAAGGACAGUUUUUAAAGAGCUAGUUUUGUAAAUAAGAUGUGUGUUUACUGUAGAAAUGUGGAGCCAUGUGCAGAAGUUUGGGCGCCCCAG